Molecule: messenger RNA, 3259 nt
Organism: Ruditapes philippinarum (Manila clam)
Lineage: Eukaryota; Metazoa; Mollusca; Bivalvia; Venerida; Veneridae
Product: protein draper-like
Exons: 15
Coding region: 1-2520 (839 amino acids)
Molecular function (GO): scavenger receptor activity
Source: RefSeq, a predicted model, not a curated record
AUGAUUCCAGCAAUCAAUGUAGCUCUUGGAAAGAAAACUGAGCAGUUUGGACGGCAAGGAACAUGGCCAUCUUUAAAUGCAGUUGAUCGAGUAAAAGAAUGCCAAAAUAUCAACAGCACAUAUCUCACAUUAUCAGGAUUCAGUGAUUUACCAUGGUGGAAGGUUGACCUUGGAGGAUUAUUUCAGAUUCAUCAAGUUAAUGUAUUUGGAAGGAACGACAGCCAAUAUAAUCAAUUGCUAGGCUUCAGACUUUACCUUUCACGAGACGAAAAUUUCACAGACAGCAACAUAGUAUACACAAAUACCGCACAGGAUUAUAACCAUGGUCAAAUUGUCAUAACAUCGAACUUAUCGGGCUUAUUCCGGUUUAUUGAGCUAGACCUGCCUGGACCGUACGUACAAGCAGGCAGGCAGAUUGUUUUAUGUGAGGUUGAGAUUCUCGUCAAAAUGUCAAACAUUGCGACUGACAAACAAGCAACGAUGUCAACACACUAUAAUGAUAUGACUGCGGAUAAAUGUAUAGAUGGAAAUCCACGUCGGAAUCCGGAUUCUUGUCAUUGCUGCAGCCAUUCCAAUAAUGAGGCAAAUCCAUGGAUAACUGUCGAUCUUUUGCAAGUGCAUGAAAUAUUUCAAAUUCAUGUUGCUGGUAGAAAAGAUCGUUUUGAAAAAAGCAGAGAUGUUUCUGGGUUGGAAAUAUUUGGAAAUGGUACUAACAACCGUAUCCUCGGUAAUUUCACAUCAGCGAAUGGCACUGAUGUAAUAGUGACGUUACCACAAGGAAUACACAGUCGGUAUAUAACUCUUAGACGACCAAUACCACAAAACUUUAACGAAUGGUAUCUUGUUGUUUGUGAAGUGGAAAUAUAUAUCAAAUACUGCAAACCAGGGACUUACGGAAAGUUAUGUGAACAACAAUGCGGACAUUGCAGUCAUGGGUCGUGUAAAAUCGAUUCUGGACAUUGUCCAAAUGGAGAGUGUAUGGCAGGAUGGACCGGUGUAAAAUGUGAGACAGAAUGCGACUUGGGACACUAUGGCAUAAACUGCUCCUCUGUCUGUAGUUCUCAUUGUUUAAACAACAUAACGCAAUGUAAUAAAACUACUGGAAUCUGCAUGCAAGGAUGUGAAGCCGGAUAUAUGGGCCACAACUGUUCUAUGGAAUGUAUAACUGGGAAAUUUGGUCGUGAUUGUGGCCGAACGUGCACCAACAACUGUCUACAAGGUUUUGAUAAGUGCAGCAAAGUUUCUGGAGAAUGUCAAAAUGGCUGCUUGUCUGGAUUUAAAGGACAUAACUGUUCGACUCCGUGUGAGAGGGGGCGUUUUGGUGAAAAUUGUACAUUGUACUGUAGUAUCCAUUGUUUCAAAGGAAUUGAACAAUGUGACAAAUCAUCAGGUAUAUGCAAGGAAGGUUGUGAUGCAGGCUAUAUGGGCAAUAAUUGUUCAACAGUUUGUCCUGAUGGUCAGUAUGGUCGAAAUUGUACCGAUACUUGUAGUGAUUACUGCAAGAACGAUAAAGCUGCGUGUAACAAAUCAACAGGAUAUUGUAUGGGCGGCUGCGAUCCUGGAUACACCGGACCUAAAUGUUCUAGUGUAUGUCCAAGUGGCACGUUUGGCAUAAACUGUAGUCGUAAAUGUCAUUGUCGAGAUGAAACAGAUUGUCGCCAAACAGAUGGACAUUGCAGUACCGGAUGUGCGUUUGGAUGGUCAGGAUUCAACUGUAGCAAUGACUUAAACAUAAUAGAACGUAUUCGAGAAAUGGUUAGUACCAGUCAGUCUAGUACAUUUUCUCCAGAUUCAAAUCCACAAGAUUUCAACUCUAGUAAAGCAAUAGAUGGGAUUCCAAAUUAUGCAAUAGAUACAUGUAAAUGCUGUAGUGUAACAAACGGAGCAGCACCUCCUUCAUGGUGGCAAAUUGAUCUUAAACAGAAAUACCUGUUGGGUGGUUUGCAGAUAUUUGGACGCGGGUCAGAUCAAAACAAACAGUUAGAACAUGCGAUAGUUUAUGCUGGCAAUUACUCAACGACAGUAAACCCGUCAGAAAAUAUGACAAAUGUUUACGAGGUUCCAGAGUUGACAAACAAACGACACUUUACCAAGGAACUAGAAGAACCAUUAAUUGCACAAUUUAUUUUAGUAGAGUUGGCACAGACAGUGAUGACGUUGUGUGAAUUGAAAUUAUAUAAGAAAGAAUGUGACAUUGGAAAUUUUGGAACUGGUUGUACACAUAAAUGCCAUUGUAAAGAUAAACGUGCAUGUAACCAAGUAACAGGUAAAUGUCAGACACCAGGUUGCCUAGCAGGCUGGCAAGGAGAGGCAUGUGAAAAUGUUUGUGAUGUUCGAAAGUUUGGUGAUCGAUGCAAUAACACUUGCAACUGUAUAAAUGGUACCUUAUGCGAUAAUACAAAUGGAACAUGCUUUGUUGAGCAAUGUGAUCCCGGAUGGCUUCUACCAAAUUGCAGCGAACGUAUGUAUCAUUUUCAUGAUUUAUAUAAUGUAGAUAUAGAAUUACACUGCCCAGCUUGAUAUCAAUGUUACUUUUUGUAACAAAUAACACUUUCAUAGCUGAGUAUAUUAAAGCUGCACGCCUCCAGAUGAGCCAAAAUAUUUCAAGAAAAUCAAUAUUGAGAAAAAAAAUUAAGAAAGUUAAAGAUAUUCAAGAUCCAAGUUAUAUUUUACAUGUUAUGUGCGGUUUAAGACUGACUUUGUAGUAUUUUAUCACCAUAUUUCUAUUGCGUUACUAACGCACUAAGGGCUGUGUUUGCUUAUGUUGACCACUUUUUGGUAAUUUUCUUGGGUUAUAAGUGCCGAUUGCAAUAUGUAAAUUGCUUUAUUUGUUCACCUUACAAUAUUUUACUUCUAAAUACAUUUACAAAUUUUUUAUGAAAACUGACAUGAAUAUAGAGGCGCGCUGCUUUAACAUUUUUUUAAAUAUACUUUCUGGAAAUUUUCGAUAGGAUAUAACGUUGUUUUUGUUUCUAUAAAUAAUACAUAUUAGUUUUUGGGUAACAGCAGAAAUAUCAUCACGACAAAACAGCGGUUACCCAAAUCGUUACCCGAGGAUAACAUGAUUUUAAAGAUCGGGUGAUAUUUCUGCUAUUACUCACUAACCCAUGUUUUAUCUAUUUCAUUACCCCGAAUUUUCACUGGUUCAUAACGAUUGAGUCAUUUUGUCACUGAUCUCGUUCUGCGAUAAUAGGUAAUUACAGGUUAGUUAUCCAGCGUGAGUGUCUUACAACCAAUUGUUGUGAUUUUUUAUGAUUUA